This is a messenger RNA of Monopterus albus (swamp eel), 2352 nucleotides long. RefSeq names its product one cut homeobox 3a (gene onecut3a). Gene Ontology annotation, cellular component: nucleus. Gene Ontology annotation, biological process: regulation of transcription by RNA polymerase II. Gene Ontology annotation, molecular function: DNA-binding transcription factor activity, RNA polymerase II-specific; RNA polymerase II cis-regulatory region sequence-specific DNA binding. Lineage: Eukaryota; Metazoa; Chordata; Actinopteri; Synbranchiformes; Synbranchidae. The record is from RefSeq and is a predicted model, not a curated record.
UCCAGGCAGGCGCAGACACCUCCACACACUGAGCAGAGGCUUGCGGUGCAGUUUAUGUGGCGGCCGGGACCAGAUCUUUUAAAAUCAUGCUGGAUUGACUGCAAAUAGGCAACUACAAUCAAUGGCUUGGCUUUGAAAUCGUUCAAAAUUUAUUGGAAAGGACUGUGAGAUAGAGCGACAGUGAGAGAGUGGGAGAGAUAGGGUGAGAAGCGAGGGAGAGAGCGAGAGAGUGGCGAGAGGGGUGGAAAUAAAGAUCCUUUUAAUGAUGGAGCUUACAAUGGAAAACAUUGGAAAUCUGCACGGUGUAUCUCAUUCCCAUCAAACAAGCGACUUAAUGAACUCCCCACACGCGCGCCAGUCGACGGCGUCGCAUCGGAACUUGGUGUCGCACGGACGAUCAGCCAUGGUGUCCAGCAUGGCCUCGAUACUGGAGGGAGCAGGGGACUACCGCACGGACCACGCUUUGUCUGGACCCCUGCAUCCGGCAAUGACCAUGUCGUGCGACUCCGGAAUGAGCCUGAGCAGCACCUACACCACUUUGACGCCGCUGCAGCACCUGCCCCCCAUAUCCACCGUUUCGGAGAAAUUUCACCAUCCACACCCACAUGCUCACCAUCAUCCGGCGCACCAGCGACUCGCAGCCGGGAACGUUAGCGGCAGGCUGGACGACCGAAGCCUCGCCUCCAUGAGUAACCUCUACGGCCACUAUCCCAAAGAUAUGUCCGGCAUGGGGCAGCCUCUCUCCCCUCUGUCCAACGGUCUCGGGUCUUUGCACAGCUCCCAGCAGACUCUCGGCGCCUACGGUCCAGGAGCUCACCUCUCCAACGACAAGAUGCUGUCCUCGGGGGGCUUCGAGUCCCACGCAGCCAUGUUGUCCCGGGGGGAGGAGCACCUGGCCCGGGGUCUCGGGGGCCACGGGGCCGGGCUCAUGACAUCCUUGAACGGCAUACACCAUCACAGCCAUCCGCACUCUCAGGCAAACGGGUCCAUGCUGUCAGACCGGGACAGGCAGACAAUAGUGGGAGGCGGGCAGGGAGCAGGGUCAGGGCAGGUAGAGGAGAUAAACACCAAGGAGGUGGCACAGCGAAUAACAGCAGAGCUCAAGCGCUACAGCAUCCCCCAGGCCAUUUUUGCUCAGAGGAUCUUGUGCCGGUCCCAGGGAACUCUCUCUGACCUGCUGAGGAAUCCUAAACCGUGGAGUAAACUCAAGUCUGGCCGGGAGACGUUCAGAAGGAUGUGGAAGUGGCUCCAGGAGCCCGAGUUCCAGCGGAUGUCAGCGCUCAGGCUUGCAGCCUGCAAGCGCAAAGAACAGGAGCAACACAAGGACCGCAACACGGCGCCCAAAAAACAGCGUCUAGUCUUCACUGACCUGCAGCGCCGCACACUCAUUGCCAUCUUCAAGGAGAACAAGCGUCCAUCCAAGGAAAUGCAGAUCACUAUCUCCCAGCAGCUUGGCCUGGAGCUCAGCACUGUCAGCAACUUCUUCAUGAAUGCGCGCCGCCGCUGUGUGGACCGCUGGCACGAUGAUCAUGGUACCAGUUCUGGGCAGCCGGGCACUUCUGCCACCACCUUCUCCAAGGCCUGAGAGGAGGAGAGGGCCUUCAGAGGGUCAGGGAGCAAGGUUGGAACAACAGCAACAUGGGAAAUGGGCUGUGAAACCUGUCUAUAACAACCCCACUUGGCCCAGGCCAUCUGAAUGUGUCCUCUGCCCAAAAAUCCUUUGUGCCAUGCAGUCAUCAUUUUUGUCAGUCAAAAUUUCAAGUUCUCACCUGAAGGAAGCAGAAAUCUAAAGGUGAAUUGUGAAGUCAGGUCCACUCACAUUACUCACACAAGGACAAUCAUUGAUCCUGUCUUUUUUUGAAAGAAAAUCAUUUUUAUGGCAUCUGACAAAGUAAAGAGAUACCAAAGAUUUGAUGUUUUUGUUGUAAGGUAUUUGAAUUAUUCCGGGCCUCCUUCCUUCACCAGCCCUGUAGCCACUGAUUCUGCUUUUUCUCCUCAAUUUGCCUCAUUUGUGUCUGCCUCUUUACUCCCCCUCACAUCCCCUCUACGCCAGCACACGGAAGCAACAAGGGCAAAAGAACGGCAAUAAAUCUGACAACAGAACAGCACAGAGCCUUAAUACCAGAGCCCCAUCCGCUACACACAAGGCCAUCAAAAAGAAAACAACACAGCCUAUGAAAAAAACAACAAGGCUUCCAAUUUUCCAUGUGUACCUCCCCUCCUUCUGUAGUCUCCUUCAUUCCUCAGCCAAAGGUAUUCCCUGAUGGCCAGCCAUUUCAGAGAGCAGCUCAGGCUGAUCAUACAGCAAACUAAUGAAUUGAAAAAUGAAUCAAUGCAGACAGAGAGCGCAGA